GUCGUCGUCGUUGCUGUUGUUGUUGCAUGUACAGUUCUUAAGCAAUUCUUUUCUUCAGUUUGCUGUUCGCUCUAAUCUCACGCAUCCAUCCCAAGCAUCUACUCAACCUAUUCCAAACUCGUCAUCCAUCCAGUCUCAGUUUUUGCUGCAUUUGAGCUGUUACAGAUACAAAUGAAGAAGCGACGACGCGAGCCGGAUGUUGACAUUCCGCCCGUCGCACCGCUGCCAGUCGACAUGCAACGACAGCCGCUCACUCGUGCUCCAAGCGAUGACGAGCGGUCCAAGCGAGCGCGGAUGGACGCCGAAGCAGAGCCUGUCGAUGUCCUUGCCGACGCGCCAAUCCCAGCCAUUCCCAUUGCCAUCGCCGCCGCCGCUGCUGCUGCUGCUGCUGCUGCUGUUGGGUCGCCGCUCGAGUCUCCCCACGCACGAGCACUGCGGGUCCAAGGUCGCGCCCGGCUGCGUUCGGCUGCUGCUGCUGCCGCUGCUGGAAGUCCUGCGCUGUCGUCAUCCACACGAGGCGGCGUCGGUCGAGUCAACAGCAAGUCCAUGCCAGACGAAAAAUCGGUCUACGCACCGCUCCCAGAGUUUGUCGCAGCAGGUUCCGACAUGCUCAAGGAAACACCGCUUCCCCCGAACGAGUUCAUUCCUCAUGUGGUCAAGAACUUGCAGGCGGAUCCCGAGGCCGCGGAGAAGACAAUCGCAGGCAAGCUACAGAACAAGACCUUGUUGCUGGACAACCGAAUCGCCGGAGACCAACGAGCCAAGGAAAAGGAAGAGAAGGCUCGUGCCAAGCUGAAAACAAGGCCAGCGCAUGUGCGACUGUUGACGUCUGCCGAGCGUCGUGGGCUGAACGUGUUUAACAUUGAUCGCGAGCACCAACGCUACGACUUGUACGUGCCGUUGCAUACCAUGUGGGUCCAGUAUCUGACUGAAUAUCUAGCGCUACGGCCAAACGUGUCAAUUUCUCAAUCCCUGUACGCGCGGCUGCUCAAGGCCGAUUUUCACGGCUGCUUGCUCAAAGUGGACAGAUCCAAGGUGCCGUCUUGUGUCGGUGCGACUGGCAUUGUGCUCCAAGAAACAUCCAACACAUUCAAGAUAAUAACAGAGAAGAAUACCAUGAAAACAUUGCCCAAAGCUGGAUCGGUCUUUACCUUCACCGUAGGCGGGCUAUUGUUCGAGCUCUUUGGAUCACAGCUGUGCUACCGUCCCGCCGAGCGCAUUGGUCGCAAAUUCAAAGCCAAGCCGUCGAUGGAUUUGUAGAUUUUUGCUUGUCGUGUUAGUCGUUAAAGGAACAGGCUUUCCUGCCAAUAUACUAUAUCCAGAAAGCCA
Messenger RNA from Capsaspora owczarzaki ATCC 30864, 1329 nucleotides. RefSeq lists its product as hypothetical. Gene Ontology annotation, cellular component: ribonuclease MRP complex; ribonuclease P complex. Bases 172 to 1260 code for a protein of 362 amino acids. NCBI's taxonomy places the organism in Eukaryota, Filasterea, Ministeriida, Capsasporidae. The record is from RefSeq and is a predicted model, not a curated record. Gene Ontology annotation, biological process: rRNA processing; tRNA 5'-leader removal. Gene Ontology annotation, molecular function: ribonuclease P RNA binding. The transcript has 7 exons.